UUCAUCUUUCCUCUCCUCUCCUCUACUCUUGUGAUAUAACAGAAAAAAUGGGGUUGUUUUGUUAUGAAUUCUCCUUGUUUGUGAUAGCAUGCUCUAUGGCGGUGGUUGCUUCAGGCAACUUCUAUCAGGAUUUUGACUUAACAUGGGGUGACCGACGUGCAAAGAUAUUCAACGGAGGACAGCUUCUGUCUUUGUCUCUAGACAAGGUUUCUGGGUCUGGAUUUCAGUCCAAGAAGGAGUACUUGUUUGGGAGGAUUGAUAUGCAGCUCAAACUCGUCGCUGGCAACUCUGCUGGCACUGUAACAGCCUACUAUUUGUCUUCGCAAGGACCAACGCAUGACGAGAUCGACUUCGAAUUCUUGGGAAACCUUAGUGGCGACCCUUAUAUUUUGCACACUAACGUAUUCACUCAGGGGAAGGGAAACAGAGAGCAGCAGUUCUAUCUCUGGUUUGAUCCCACGAGGAACUUCCACACUUAUUCCAUCAUCUGGAAUCCUCAGCACAUCAUCUUCUUGGUGGACAGCAUUCCCAUCAGGGUGUUCAAAAAUGCUGAAUCAAUUGGAGUUCCAUUUCCCAAGAGCCAACCCAUGAGGAUUUACUCUAGCCUCUGGAAUGCUGAUGACUGGGCUACAAGAGGUGGAUUGGUCAAAACUGACUGGACCAAGGCGCCCUUCACCGCAUACUACAGAAACUUCAAGGCCAGUGCCUGUACUUGGUCUUACGGUACUUCUUCCUGUGGUUCCAAGCCUUCCAGUGCUUUCUCUGAUGGUGCAUGGAAAACCAAUGACCUUGAUGCUCCAAGUAGAAGAAGACUGAGAUGGGUUCAGAAAUAUUUCAUGAUCUACAACUACUGCACUGACCUAAGACGCUUCCCUCAGGGUCCCCCUCCUGAGUGCAAAUAGAUUCAUGGAUGAACCCUUUCUUGAGAUUUAUGGUAUUGAACUUUGAAGUCCAUGGAUCGAUGGAGAUUCUUUGCACAUACCCUUGUACUCCAAGUUACACUUAGCUUGAUCGAUAUUCAGGGGCCGCCAGAAUAAAAUCCUAUUCUUUUGCUUCUUGUUUAUCUAUAGUACUUCCUUUUGUCAGGAUGUUUCUACGUUCUCCAGAUAAUAACGAAUCUUGUUUGAGUUUAGUUUCUCUAAAUCAGUGGUUAUUUAUGAAGGAUUAUUAUAAUUAUGAUCA
Messenger RNA from Populus euphratica (Euphrates poplar), 1182 nucleotides. RefSeq names its product brassinosteroid-regulated protein BRU1-like. Gene Ontology annotation, biological process: cell wall biogenesis; xyloglucan metabolic process. The record is from RefSeq and is a predicted model, not a curated record. Gene Ontology annotation, molecular function: hydrolase activity, hydrolyzing O-glycosyl compounds; xyloglucan:xyloglucosyl transferase activity. Bases 48 to 902 code for a protein of 284 amino acids. The transcript is spliced from 3 exons. Lineage: Eukaryota; Viridiplantae; Streptophyta; Magnoliopsida; Malpighiales; Salicaceae. Gene Ontology annotation, cellular component: cell wall; apoplast.